Molecule: messenger RNA, 987 nt
Organism: Nerophis lumbriciformis (worm pipefish)
Lineage: Eukaryota; Metazoa; Chordata; Actinopteri; Syngnathiformes; Syngnathidae
Gene: cfl2
Product: cofilin 2 (muscle)
Biological process (GO): actin filament depolymerization
Cellular component (GO): actin cytoskeleton
Molecular function (GO): actin binding
Source: RefSeq, a predicted model, not a curated record
GUGACCCCCCCCUCCCGUUCCUCCGCGGCCACAUUGAUUUUCCUUCCCCCUUCGACGGAUCCUUGUGACGGUGCAGCUUGGCCCACAGUGUCCGAGACAGAAUGGCGUCAGGCGUGACCGUGAACGACGAGGUCAUCAAGGUGUUCGACGACAUGAAGUUGAGGAAGUCCUCCCAACAGGAGGUGAAGAAGAGGAAGAAGGCGGUACUCUUCCGUCUAAGCGACGACAGGAAGAAGAUCAUCGUGGAGGAGGGGAAACAGAUCCUGGUGGGCGACAUCGGCGAGACGGUGGACGACCCCUACGCCUGCUUCGUGAAGCUCCUCCCCCUGGACGACUGUCGAUACGCCCUCUACGACGCCACCUAUGAGACCAAGGAGUCCAAGAAGGAGGACCUAGUCUUCAUCUUCUGGGCUCCGGAUGCCGCUCCUCUCAAGAGCAAGAUGAUAUACGCCAGCUCCAAAGACGCCAUCAAGAAGACAUUUACAGGUAUCAAACACGAGUGGCAGGUGAACGGGCUGGACGACAUCCAGGACCGCAGCACGCUGGCCGAGAAGCUAGGCGGGAACGUGGUGGUGUCGCUGGAGGGGAAGCCGCUGUGAUGUCAUCAGCCGUGCCAUGUGACCCACCUGAACGCCGCCUGCUGUGUGUCACGUCAAGGAUCAGCGUCUUUGGGCGCCCUUGUGCACUUGCUUUUACCCCCAGAUGAUCUCAUUAACAUAAAAUAUGCAAACUCCUCCCACUUUGCUGCCACAUGGCAGGAAGGUUUUGCCAAACAUCACAAGGCUUUUUAAAGGACUUUUAUUUAUAUUCUUCUCCUUUGUGGCGCCGGUAGCGCUCGCUCCUCGACGCCUUACGUUCGCUCGGUAUGUCACUUAGUUCCAGUGCGCCUUUAUUUUGGAAACACUACAGGAAGCAGAGACGCCUUAACGUGAAACCUUGUUUGUGAGAUCACAGGAAGCCACUGCAAUAAAAGGCCUGUGGCCCCGC